UUCUUAGUAAUGCUAGCCGUCACGGCCUCAGAUUUGGUUAAUACUACUGUAAAAAACCCGGGAAUCGUUAUUGGCUUAUCACUGGACUUCACUUCACUCCUAUUGGUCGCUGUGGUGACAAUGCUGUUGUCAGCACUACGUCAUCAGAAGAUACAUCAGCUGAUCGAAAAAGUACAGAGUGUGCAGAAAUUUGUCGACCCGCAAAAACGCAGAAUUCGCAUGAAACGCUCGCUGCUAGCGCUUUGGAUUCUGGGAAUAGGGUUAGCCAUUUUGACGGAAGCCAUGUUUGAAAAAACGCCGAUUGUGCAAAAUUUGUUGCGAUUCUACAUUCAGCUGAUCAAGUUGUACAUAGCGGUGAGGAAUUUGGAGGUGGUGGGGCAGAUUAUUGAAGCAGCUAAAGUGCUGAAUUCCAAGAUGGCGGCUGUGAGUGAGGGGGAUGGAGGGGUUGUGACCGUGAAAGAGCGGGAGAAGAGAGAAUGGCACAAAAUCAAAUGCAUCCGCACACUGGGUGGGGUACAUUGGAUGAUCUGUGAGUCGAUUCAGGACGUGAGUGAAGUUUAUGGCAUUCAGCUGCUUCUGGAAGUGCUCUGUCUGUUUGUGCUGAUCACUACCACGUCUUACAGCGCAUACAGCACCUACCAGAAUGGCAAAUUCCCUGAAGCCUACUAUUGCACCACCUGCAAAUUGUGCUGGACCAUUCUAGAGGUUGUUGAACUGAUUGUUCUCAUUGUUCCUUGUGCGACAGCUACUGAAGAAGCAAACAAGACACAAACAAUAGUUUGUCAACUAUUGAACAAGAAACUAACUUCAGGAGUACGAAAAGCGUUGAGUACUUUGGCAUUACAUCUGCCGCAUCAUAAUACUAGAUUCUCAGCCUAUGGAAUGUUCUACUUGGAUCUGUCAGUUAUUUCCACGGUGACUGGUGCGGUUGCUACGUAUCUCAUCAUGAUAAUUCAGUUUCAAGAUGCCAAAGUGAUAAAAAAAGCAAUUGAUAAUGUUUAGGGCAUUGAACUAAUUGGAAAUAAUUAUCAAAGUUUUGCCUUGGGUUGGCAAUGGGCAUAAUGCCUAUAGUGAGGUCCACGUUAUAAUGUCAGUAGAGAAAGAUAGGAGAACAACGUAGCCGAUUCCCAGCCUUUCCACUACCUUCUAUAGAAGAUAGCUGAUAUCGCUACA
Nilaparvata lugens (brown planthopper) is the source of this 1173-nucleotide messenger RNA. Its product is annotated as gustatory receptor 68a-like. The coding region runs from base 10 to 1002 and encodes 330 amino acids. NCBI's taxonomy places the organism in Eukaryota, Metazoa, Arthropoda, Insecta, Hemiptera, Delphacidae. Gene Ontology annotation, cellular component: axon; dendrite; neuronal cell body. Gene Ontology annotation, biological process: sensory perception of taste. The record is from RefSeq and is a predicted model, not a curated record. The transcript is spliced from 5 exons.